Molecule: messenger RNA, 1371 nt
Organism: Bactrocera oleae (olive fruit fly)
Lineage: Eukaryota; Metazoa; Arthropoda; Insecta; Diptera; Tephritidae
Source: RefSeq, a predicted model, not a curated record
GUGGAAUUUAUUCUGAAAACCCAAAAUUUUGUUCCGGUUAAGAGAGGGGUUCGCUUAUCCGCAAGUAGAGGUUUCACUGUAUUAUGUAUACUUUUUAAAUAUCUCAAUAAUUGUUUACGGCAGCAAAUGUAUACUCUACGUAUAUACAUAUAUCCAUUAAUUGUCAGACCAGAUAGAUUAUAUGUAAUCUAAACUAGAGGUAUAAUGAGUUAAAAAAUACUAAACCAAUGAAUAUUUGGACUUGUCUGAAUAGCAAAAGAUGUGUUAUUGGUCAGUAAAAUGCAAUAUUUGUGGGGAUUUACUUUCAUUGCGCUUUUUACAACAAGCUCAUGGACUGGCAAUAGUAUAGGUGUCGCUUCGAGUUUUUUGCAAUUUGAACAGUUCCAUUCGCAAUCGUUUGUGCCGAACGCUUUGCACAUUUCAUAUCGUGUUGAAAAUAAUAUUGGCAUCUAUUAUAAUGUCUCAGCGCUGCAGUCAUUUCCGGGGAAAAUACUCUUCAACAUAUUCAUACGCAAAAUUGGCAAAAAUUUGGGUGAGAAAUCGGUCAAUAUAUUUAAACACAAAAAUUUGGACUUAUGCAAAAUCAUCGAAAUGUUGCAUAAUUUUACUAAGGAGGAGUGUAAAAACGAAACGAUACUGCAGAGUACCUUUAUCAAUUCGUGCCCGUUUAAACGCGGCUUUUACUACGUGGAUAACGGCACUGUUAGAAUGGAAGCGAUGCCGCUAUAUUUUAAUCGUGGGAUCUAUUGGGUACAUGUCGAGUUAGUACAGGUAUUUGGUGAGGUGACCAAAUUAAUGAAUGUGAAAGCAAAAUGUCGCUACGAACCAGAAGAGUUUGAAGGUGAUUUGAAUAUAUUCUCUAUUUUUACAAACGCUUACAACAACAAUUUGCAGUCGCUGCUAAAUGUAAAGUCAAAUGAUUUUGCAAAUUUUUAUGCAUAUUGCAUGAAAAGAAUGAAUACUUUGCGAGUUUUUUAGAUGCACAUAUACUUGUAUACAGACAGAUAUGGUAUAUACCUAUACAUAUAAACAUUUUGUUAAAUGUGAAGUCAGUAAAUGUAAGAAAGGGUAAAACGAAGAUCUUCAAUCGUUGGUCUGUUAGGGAAACGAUUUUGUGGUUAAAAUUGUUUUAUGUUUACAUACAUAUUUAUUUAUGUUAAUUAUGAAAUCAUAGAUGGAUAAACAAAAGAGAUAAAGAACAAUAUUAAAAUCGGGAACCCGUUUCCAAAGAAUUUUAUUGAUGGUUAUUUAUAUAUGUAUUUGUGUAAAUGUAAGGGCAUUGAAUUGUUAAAUAAAUUAUAUCAGCUUAUACAUAUAUUUACAUGCUAAAUUAAAAGUAAUAAAAUAAUAAAUAAAUAUACUAUGAAUAUA